Molecule: messenger RNA, 1505 nt
Organism: Aedes aegypti (yellow fever mosquito)
Lineage: Eukaryota; Metazoa; Arthropoda; Insecta; Diptera; Culicidae
Gene: Mdh1
Product: malate dehydrogenase, cytoplasmic
Exons: 3
Coding region: 164-1165 (333 amino acids)
Biological process (GO): oxaloacetate metabolic process; tricarboxylic acid cycle; malate metabolic process
Cellular component (GO): cytosol; mitochondrion
Molecular function (GO): L-malate dehydrogenase (NAD+) activity
Source: RefSeq, a predicted model, not a curated record
CAGUCAGUCGUCGUCGUCAGUCAAUACCCACCCCUCUUCGCGAUUAGUCGGUCGUGACUUCCUCUUCCAGUGAACGUGCAUUUGCGAAGCAUCCCAGUGGCAUUUCAAACGGGCCUUUUUCUACAUUUUACUUUCUUUUUGUGUGUCCUUUUAUCCAAGCAAAAUGUCUGAGCCAAUCCGCGUCGUAGUGACUGGUGCUGCCGGUCAGAUUGCCUACUCGCUACUGUACAUGAUUGCCAAGGGAGAUGUGUUCGGACCGAACCAGCGAUUGAUUCUGCAUUUGUUGGACAUUCCGCCGAUGAUGGGCGUUCUCGAGGGAGUCGUCAUGGAACUGGCCGAUUGUGCGCUGCCAUUGUUGGCCGGUGUUGUGCCCACCACAGAUCCCGCCGUGGCCUUCAAAGACGUCGUGUCGGCAUUCCUGGUCGGAGCGAUGCCCCGUAAGCAGGGCAUGGAACGGAAGGAUCUGCUGUCGGCCAACGUCAAGAUCUUCAAGGUUCAGGGUGAAGCGCUGAACAACUAUGCCCGUAAGGACGUCAAGGUGCUGGUCGUCGGAAACCCGGCCAAUACCAACGCCUUGGUAUGCUCGCACUACGCCCCAUCGAUCCCGAAGGAGAACUUCACGGCCAUGACCCGGCUGGAUCAGAACCGAGCCCAGGCUCAGAUUGCCGCUCGCCUCGGAGUAGGUAUCGCUCACGUUAAGAACGUCAUCAUCUGGGGCAACCAUUCGUCGACACAGUACCCGGAUGCGAAGAACGCAACCGUUGAGCUUGCUGGGGCCCAGAAAAGUGUGGUGGAAGCCAUCGCCAACAAUGACUACCUGAAUGGCGAAUUCGUCGAAACUGUACAGAAACGUGGGGCAUCCGUUAUUGCUGCACGUAAGAUGUCUUCCGCUAUGUCGGCCGCCAAGGCUGCCAGUGACCAUAUGCGUGACUGGUUUGCCGGUACCAAGGAUGGCGAGUACGUCUCGAUGGGUGUCGUAUCCGAUGGCAGCUAUGGUACUCCAAAGGACAUUGUAUUCUCGUUCCCAGUGCAGAUUCAAAACGGCCAGUGGAAGAUUGUUCAGGGCUUGUCCGUUGAUGACUUUGCACGUGGUAAGUUGGAUGCGACCGCCAAGGAACUCCUCGAGGAAAAAGAAGAAGCCAUGUCCGUUUGUGCCUCGGAUUGACUAACUAAACUGUAAAACAACAUAUUUGUAGAAACUUUACCUGUAUAUGGGAAUCAACAAUAAUAUUCCAUUACGUUUUCUGUUUUGUUGUGUGAUAAGAGUGGUUUGCGUUUCUCCAAAAAUUUUGUUUUACUGAGGGUACACGUACUAAAAAAUUACUCAGCUAUAUGAAAUUAAUGUCAAGACAUUCAGUAAGAAAUUGUUAAAAUCUAAUAGAAAAUAUCGCACGUCUUAUAGACCAAUUAUUAAAUAUAUGAGUAAACAUGAAAGUCAAUUGGAAAUUUAUUAUUUUGUUAUUGCUACGGCUUAGCCACGAAUAGAAAAAAAAACAUAAUCCUUA